AUGGUAAAACGUAAUUCAAAAAUUCGUGCAACUCGGGAAGAUCAAAAAACUAGUACUGAAAUAAUAACAAAUGAUGAAGAACUUUAUCUCACAUUUAUUCCUCAUAGUGGAUUUCACAAUCAAAGGAUUGCUUUAGAGAAUGCGAUAGUUCUAUCUUGGUUUUUAAAUAGAACAUUAGUUAUGCCACCAUCUUUACUUGGAAUAAGGAGACCGCUCCACAAAUUGGAAAAUGAUUUAUCAGGAUUGAGAUCAGAACCAGCAGAAAUUGUUUGCAAAAAUGCCAAACCUGAAUAUAAACCUAGUUGUAUUCAGUUUCAUAAUUCUUAUACAUUUUAUCCAUGGGACAGUUUGUUCAAUUUUAGUAUUGUUGCAGAAUAUAAUGUUAAGAUUUUACCUUUAUCGGAUUACAGCGAUAAGAAAAUAUUUAACAUUUUAAAUAUAAGCGAUCCUUUGAAUCAAGUUUAUAAAUCAUUCACAUCUCACACCAAUCAUUCAUUUUACGAUUUUGAGACUCUUGACGCUAAAACAUUAAAAAAAAAUCCAAAUAAGGAUUUUGAGUCUUUAUUGGCUCUUAGAAAUAACACAAAAAAACUUUUUUAUUUUGGUAGUUUAUUUGGAACAAAUAGAUUAAUGCUUAAAUCAAGUGAGAGUAAAAAAUUCUUAAACGAAAUAAGAGCAAAUCUGAUGCCAAACAAUAAAAUAAUGUUGGAAGUUGUUGAUAAAAUUGUUGAUAAUUUGGGUGGAUACUUAAAGUUCAUAUCAGUUCAUGCUAGAAUUGGUGACAGUCAUUUUCGUUCAAAUAGAAAUCAACAUCUUACAAAAUUUAUCAACGAUAUCAAUAAGGAUUUUCCAAAUUUAUCAAAUUUUCAACAAACUUCGUAUUCAAAUUACUCAUGUCAACCCCAAUCUCAUUUCAACAGUUCAAUUCCAAAUUUAUUUGUUGCUAGUGAUGUCGCUAAAAACAGUAAAUUGAUUAUCCCCUUUAUUAAAGUCUUCCCCUGUUUAUAUAUGCUUUCGGAUUUUUAUCCUUUCCUUGAACCUUAUAGAACACUUAAGAAUCCAAUUGACAAUAAAAUAUUGUAUAAAUUUUUAUUACCUUUAACCGAUCUUAUGGUGGCUGCAAGAGCUUCAAAUAUUUACUCUGUGCAUGCUAGUACAUUUGGUCGUUACUUAAAUGCAUAUCAUCGUUUCUUAGAUAGAAACAUAGUAAUAGAUUGA
Messenger RNA from Entrophospora candida, 1218 nucleotides. NCBI's taxonomy places the organism in Eukaryota, Fungi, Glomeromycota, Glomeromycetes, Entrophosporales, Entrophosporaceae. The record is from the annotation of a GenBank genome assembly.